CAUUUACAGCUGGAAGUAUACAUAUACCCCAGUGCUCUGGAUGUUUGAUGAUGUUCUGUAUUCAUCAUGCUUCUGUCCUUGACUCAUUUUACAUUUAAAGGAAAAAAGUGACUUGAGCAAAAGUAUGUCUCAUUGACAGCCGUUCGUGUGCGAGUCUCACUAUGCGUCUUUUAUCUGUCCGGUCUUAAUGUUUUUAUGUCUUGAAAUCCUGUUUAAUCUGGAGUUGUGUUCUUUAAACUGGUCACUUGUUCAUCCAUCAGCAUCUAUCAAAAAAAUCUGAUGGUAGGUAGUUUUGUGUUGGUUUAAGAUGGUCUACUAGUUUGCACUGGGUAGACCCUUAUAAAAAAAUUAAAAAUUGUACAUUUUGUAAAUUGUAGUUACAAUGGUUUUGAUACAGUAACAAGUUUAACCGUGUUUUUUUUUAUAGGAACAUUGUGGCAAUGUGCAAAAAAAACAUGGUUAUUACGCUUUACUAUAAUAACACCAUGCAUAGUUAAGAGAGGACUCCAGCAUUUUUGUUGUAAAACGCAUAUACAGUAAUUUAAGAUUUUAUUGUGUUUUUGAAAAGCAACAUAUUGUUUACUUGUAUUUUACCUGCAGGUUUUCUUUAGCACGACAGGAAUUCUAAAAUGAAAAGGAGGUUUACAGAGAAUGUGUGUAAAAACUGCAGCUGAAUAACAGUGUCCAGAGAAGUGUGAUAAUGUCUUUUCUCAACGGGACCGAAGACAACAUCUCCAUCUCUGCCUGGACCCCGCAGUCAUGGUCAUCAUCUGUUCUCUCUCCUUCCCCGUCUUCAUUCGUCCCUCAGUCUAACUGCUCCGUGGCUUCAUCUCCCUCGUCUCCGCCGUAUAACUUCUACGCUGUGUUGUUGGUGUUGUUGAUCUUCUGUGUGGUGUUUGGCAACGUGCUGGUGUGUGUGGCUGUGUCGAGAGAAAAAGCUCUGCAGACAACAACCAACUACCUCAUCGUGUCUCUGGCUGUGUCUGAUCUGCUUUUGGCCUCGCUGGUGAUGCCCUGGGGCGUCUAUCUGGAGGUUGUGGGUGAAUGGAGGUUCAGUCGGAUUCACUGUGAUGUUCUGCUCACGCUGGAUGUGAUGAUGUGCACCGCCAGCAUCCUGAACUUAUGUGCCAUCAGCAUUGACAGGUAUACGGCUGUGGCCAUGCCCUUACUGUACAACACACGGUACAGCUCCAGGAGACGAGUGGCGCUCAUGAUCGCUGUCGUCUGGUUCCUCUCAUUUGCCAUAUCAUGUCCACUGCUGUUCGGUCUCAAUAACACAGCCAGUCAGGAAGGGAGAGAUUGCAGUUUUGCUGAUCCUGCAUUCGUUAUUUAUUCAUCCGUCGCAUCAUUUUACGUGCCCUUCAUCGUGACACUGCUGGUGUAUGCGCAGAUCUGCAUGGUUCUGCGCAGACGGGGCAGACGCACAGCGCCUUCACGCAGACACGGCCUUCAUCCAGAAACCGGAGAUGGACAGAGACGUGGCAAAAAUAAGUGUACUCAUCCCGAGGACGUCAAGUUGUGUACUGUAAUUGUGAAGCCGCCUACAGAUGCUCCACAGCGCAAGAAAGUGACGUUGGCGGCAGAGGCGCUGGUUCAUCCUCUGGAGGUGGAGCCUGUGUGUUUUCUGAGUCGGGAGAGAGAGCAGACGCAGCUGCCGGGACGAGCCAAAAUCUCUCUCUCGGUGUGUGUAGCGCCCAGCCCAACCCGCCCCCGCUCCACGCGCUCGGCCCCGGACCCUCGCAGGACCUCCCUGCAGGAGAACGUGCGCGGACGGCACGGGUGGAGAGAGCAACAUGCGGAAAGAGAGAAAGCAGCCACAGCCAAAGAGAGAGCGAGAGGAAGAUUAUCACAGCAGAAAGAGAGAAAAGCCACUCAGAUGCUGGCUAUUGUUUUAGGCGUGUUCAUCAUCUGCUGGCUGCCGUUUUUUCUGACGCACGUGUUGAAGGCUCACUGCGGCACCUGCUGCAUCUCUCCGUCUCUCUACAGCGCCGUCACCUGGCUGGGUUACCUGAACAGUGCCGUCAACCCCGUCAUCUACACAACGUUCAACAUCGAGUUCCGCAAGGCCUUCAUUAAAAUCCUGCACUGCUGACAGAGAACUCCAUGAGAAUCACAUCCACAAACAGCAAACUGAAGAUACGCUGUUGAAAUUGAUCACAUUCGACUCUUUUCUUACGAUCAGCUCUGAUGUUUUCUUAUGGUGCUGUCAAAGGAAAAGUGUCUGUUGAGGUGCACUCUACCUUUUACUCUUACUUUACACUACAUGUAAGAACUCUGUGAAAUGGUUUUAUACGUCUUUGUCUUUUCUUCUGAACUGCUCGAGCACGCUGUAAUGUGCACAAUGCCGUAAAUAACACGAGACGAAAGGAGCGCACAUAAACAACAACACACAAUAAAUGCUGUCUAAAGAAUCCCAAGGUGUCCGCGGGGUCUUAAACAAGUUGAUAAAUAAAUGUAUCGAAAAUUGAGACCCUUAAAAAGUCCUAAAUGGCAUUUUCCAAGGUAUUAAAUAUUGUAUCAUCUUUUCAUAUUUGUCCUAAGAGGUCAUGUGCUAAAGUCUGCCGUAGGUGAAUAGUGGGCGGUCCAUUUACAGCCGGUUGUUAAACAACAUGCUUGACCGAUGGAGAAAUGCAAAUGUUUGGAGGAUAAAGAGUUGUAACCGUCUCUGAGGUGAACUGCUGUGUGUGUCGGAAGGCCUCGUUUCUCUUUCUGAUAAACCUUGCAUUGGGUUAGUCGCUGGAUUCAUUCUCUGGUGCUUCAUUCCCACCCUUCUGAAGGAUGGGGCAGUAAUGAGGAGUUACUAAACAAACGAAGACUGUUUAGUUGUGCUAUCUUACAGUCAGUAUAUAGCAAAUCUAAGUUAAAGUGUCGCCAAUGUACGAUUCAAACAUGAAGUGGUUAUGAUGUCUUAAAAAGUAUUACAUUUAGCUCCUUGAUUUCUGUAUAUACCAUUUCAAUACAUUCAUACAUGACAGUUUUUCAUUACCUGCAGGUGAUUUGUAUGUUCGUCAUGGUAUAUUCAUCAUUUUUCAAUGCUUUGUCCACCGUCUUGGAUGGAUUUUUGAGAUCACAGAUGAGAUUCCUUUAGUUUUUCCAUAGACAUCAGUGAGAGCAAAUGAGUCUCAUCUGCAUCUCGAAAAUUUCUCCUGAGAAAAAGAGUCCGAAAUGUGACGAAUGUUUGAGAAGAGAUGUGUGUGUCAAACUGAGAAAUCCAUCAUCUUCAUAUUGUCUAAGAAUCUGCCCGAAAGAAGUCUCU
Molecule: messenger RNA, 3256 nt
Organism: Triplophysa rosa
Lineage: Eukaryota; Metazoa; Chordata; Actinopteri; Cypriniformes; Nemacheilidae
Gene: drd2l
Product: dopamine receptor D2 like
Exons: 9
Coding region: 701-2092 (463 amino acids)
Biological process (GO): adenylate cyclase-activating adrenergic receptor signaling pathway
Cellular component (GO): glutamatergic synapse; presynaptic membrane
Molecular function (GO): dopamine neurotransmitter receptor activity, coupled via Gi/Go; G protein-coupled receptor activity
Source: RefSeq, a predicted model, not a curated record